GACAAAUGGGUAUUAACCUCGGGCUUUAUUAUAAAAAGUGCAAGUGACGUAUAAAAUGCCCGUGCAAAAACACAAAAGCUAAAGCUUAUAGACGGCUAGCAAUGGCGUGUGACAGUGCAACCUAGCGUGAUGGUGCUAAAGUCAGUAUGACAACGUGGAUGGCGCUGUUCGGGCUAGUAUGGCUGCUACGCGUGCGGGGUUCGCUGUGCGGCUGCGCGGCGUGCAAGCGCGCGCGGCACGAGCACGACACGCAGCCCGGCCCGCGUACGCCCAGUCCCGACGAACGCGCGCCCUUUGACGUCAUCACCCUGCAGCGGUACACGCGCGACGUCACCGUGCAGACCGACUUCGAUGAUGAAGACGAUUUGGAUAAGAUCGAGCUUCAGAUCACGGAAGAAUCAAACGUUGGCAACUUCGAAGGCGGGCGGGAGCAGCCGGCGCAAAGCCCGGAAAGCGCCCGUCGCGGGCCAGGAAGCUACCAGCCAUCUGAUUCUGAUAACGAAUCCGUUUGGGAGACUUCGGACGUGACAUUGGAGCGGAGCGCCGGCGGGCUCGGGUUGAGCAUCGCGGGCGGAGAGACCGGCGGGGACGUCAGCAUCACACGCAUAGCCGAGCACGGUGCGGCCAGGAAGGAUGGCCGGUUGCAAAUUGGCGAUGUGUUGUUACAGGUUAAUGACGUUUCGGUGGAGAAUGCCCCUCAUUCUGUAGCCGUUGACGCUCUACAAAUGGCUGGAAAUGUUGUAAGAUUACGGGUUCGUCGAGCCCGGCGCCCGCGAGUGAUCACACUGUGGCGAGGGGCGCGGGGCUUAGGUCUCGGCAUCGCAGGCGGAGCGGACGACGCAGCGGGCGGCGCAGGCGUUUUCGUGUCGCACAUCGCGGUCGGCGGCGCGGCGCACCACGACGGCAGACUGAGGCUAGGUGAUAAGAUAUUGGCUGUAAGGGAUGAAGAUGGUAUAGAAACGUCACUAAUAGGGGCGACCCAUGCGCAAGCUGUGACAGCCCUGCGGAGCACAGGCGAACAGGUGUCGCUGGUCGUCCUGCCCGCUGGAUCCUUUCCGCCCGUUGCCAGAACAGCUCCGCUUUAUUCUACUAAAACUCAAGCCACGUCGUGUUCCACGCUUCAUGAACUUUUGGAAGAGGAGCCGAGUGAAAUCCCGAGGUGCGUCCGAAUGGUCCGACUAGUCCGUUCCGGGUCCCGUCUCGGUAUGGACAUAGUUGGCGGCCUCGGCGGGGAAGCGGACACGGCGAGCGGCGUCGAAGACGAUGCUUGCGGUGUCUUUGUGUCCGGAGUUUCGGUAGGCGGGGCAGCGUACGGCAUGCUCCACCGAGGCGAUAGGAUACUGAGUGUUGACGGACGGGACUUGACGCGGGCCACGCAUGAACAGGCUGCGGCGGCAUUGAAGCAGUACUCCGGCGCAGCGGUGUCGAUAGCGGCGCAGUACCAGCCGGAGCAGUACGAGCGGCUGCGCGCGCGCAUACGCGCGAUCAACGCUGCCGCCGCCGCGUCGCCGCACGCGCAUCGCCACGCUACCCACGUGCCCGUGCAUCCUGAACACGCUGUAUACCCAAGGCAGGCAUGGUUUUGCUUACAAACGAACGUUUUUAGAAGAUAUAAUACACUACCGCUCAUAACUAUUUAG
This is a messenger RNA of Cydia strobilella, 1640 nucleotides long. RefSeq names its product disks large homolog 2-like. Bases 147 to 1640 code for a protein of 497 amino acids. Gene Ontology annotation, molecular function: protein binding. Gene Ontology annotation, cellular component: cell junction; basolateral plasma membrane. The record is from RefSeq and is a predicted model, not a curated record. Gene Ontology annotation, biological process: receptor clustering; establishment or maintenance of epithelial cell apical/basal polarity; cell-cell adhesion. The transcript has 9 exons. NCBI's taxonomy places the organism in Eukaryota, Metazoa, Arthropoda, Insecta, Lepidoptera, Tortricidae.